GUUUUGUCAAGUAAUGCAUUCCAGAGUGGACCACCUGCUGACUACAGGCAGCGAGGCCAGAGAAGCACAUUGCGGUGCCGCAUCAAGAUUGCUCAGCAUGAUGCUUAUUUGACGUUCUCAGAAAGACGGAACAUAUUCUCAUGUCUCAUCCUGAGCGUAUAAAAACCAGCUUGAACGAGGAGGGAGUCCAGCAGCAGCUCAAUCUCUCAGCUCUCAGCCCUCACCCAGCCUCAGCUCGCGAUGGCAGAUUUCAUCAUGCGCUUCACCGCCCUCGCCAGCAUCGUUCUCGCCGCUGCCUCAGCCGGCCUCGUCAACGCCGCGACCCUCGAGCAACGCCAGCUCGGCUCUUGCUCCAGCUCUUCGCUGGGUCUGCCCCUGCCCCUCUCCCAAAUCAUCGGCACUAUCCCCGGCCUCAGCAACGUCCUUGACAUUCUGGACGCCACCGGCUUGUCUGCGUUCUGGACAGAUCUGCACCACCGGGGGCAGCGUCCUCUGAGCAAGAGCAUUAAUCGUGACCGUCGAGUCAAGAGAUGCGACCGACGGGUUCUGUAGCCAGCUGACGAUGUGGAUCUUGUUGGAUUACAUUCGCG
Messenger RNA from Dichomitus squalens LYAD-421 SS1, 590 nucleotides. RefSeq lists its product as uncharacterized. NCBI's taxonomy places the organism in Eukaryota, Fungi, Basidiomycota, Agaricomycetes, Polyporales, Polyporaceae. The coding region runs from base 256 to 552 and encodes 98 amino acids. The transcript has 7 exons. The record is from RefSeq and is a predicted model, not a curated record.